GCUGAAAUUUGUUAAAUUCAACUAAUAUAAUUAUUUAAGUAGACAUAUUUGGGUAAAAGUCUAAAGUGAGCUGAUCGAAGGUGAAAAACGUGGGCUGGAUUAAAACGUUAUUUGACCAAGCGUUUACCUCCAGCCGAUUGAAUAAUACAUUCGGAUCCCUAAACUACCCUGCGCGUAUAUAUAUGACUUUCUUCGCGGCAAACGGCCCCAUCGUCAAUCCUUUCCUUCACCUAUGUCAAACAUCCCUUCACCACCAAAAUUCUUCACCUUGAUUCACUGCUGUGAGAUGUCGCCUAAGAAAGAAGAUGGAGGAUAUUUUAUUUGGUCCGAUGAAACGAUCGGAUUUUUUAAUGACAUAUGCAUUCAGUUCAUUCUUAAGAAUGGGAGGGGACAACAAUUUAGGUGGAAGGAGAUGCAAGCUUUGUUUGAGGAGAGAACAAAAAGGAAAUGUACUUUAAAAAGCUUGAAAAAUAAGUUUGAUUUUAUGAAAAAGGAAUGGCGAUUAUGGAAAUUAUUGAAGUGUGACGAGACUGGUUUGGGUUGGAAUGCAGCCACUGGCACACUGGAUUGUUCAGAUGAAUGGUGGGGUAAAAAAAUUAAGGUAUAUAUGGUACUUUGUACAAUUUAUUACCUUAGAAAUUAAACAUAUUAAAAUAUUUGACUUUUAAAGAAAGAAAAAAUCUACAGGAAAAGGCAAAAGUUAAGAAGUUUAGGCAUAAAGGAGUUUUGCCGCAUAUUGAAGAGCAAUGGGAUCAAAUAUAUGGGGACUCAGUAGCCACUGGAGUAGAAUGUGUGGCUCCAACGGCCACACUUUUGGAGAAUAACAAUCAAGAAAAUCACCAAGACACUGUCCCCUUGGAGGAUAACAAUGAUACUUACGAGGUAUUUAACAGAUAUAAUGCUGAACCAGACCUGGAAAACUUUUUUCAAGAUUUUAUGCAAGAUGCUAGUGGGAAUAUGCCUUCUGCUCCUACAAUUACCACUGUUGAAGAUGCAGGGACGGGUGCCACUAGUAAGAAGCACAAACUAAGGCAGUCUAAGGGAUAAGUGAAACUAAGUGAAAAUUUAGAGAGGGGGAAUACAUGUCUUCAAGCAAUUGAGCGCCUCUUGACUAAAAAGGAGAAGGUUGGUGAUGAUUGUGUUAGUGUUGGUGAUGUCAUGGUAAUUAUGACCAUAAUGGCUGAGAAUGGUGGGCUGGUGAGGAGUGGUGACUUAUGGUUUCACAGUAUUUGUGUUCUCGACAGUCCUAGUAGAAGACAAUUCUUCAUGAGUUUUAAAGAUGACGAUGAAAGGCUCAACUGGCUGAAGUUUAUGCACGCAAAAGGAAUAUUUUAAAUACAUUUAGUAUGCUAUUUCGACAUACACAUUUACAAUGUUAUGUCAUAAGUAACCUUUAGGAUACAAAUUUAUUUAUUUAGAUUGGAUAUUUGAUUUUAAUUUUUAUCUGUUGAGAUUCAGGGGAUUUUUUUUCUAAGAGCAGUAUGCUUAUAUUAUUAUUAUUAUUAUUAUUA
Messenger RNA from Cuscuta epithymum, 1511 nucleotides. The record is from the annotation of a GenBank genome assembly. NCBI's taxonomy places the organism in Eukaryota, Viridiplantae, Streptophyta, Magnoliopsida, Solanales, Convolvulaceae.